Closterium sp. NIES-65 is the source of this 2184-nucleotide messenger RNA. NCBI's taxonomy places the organism in Eukaryota, Viridiplantae, Streptophyta, Zygnematophyceae, Desmidiales, Closteriaceae. The record is from the annotation of a GenBank genome assembly.
AUGUUUGACACUCACCCGUCGCCUCCGCGCUCUCUCUCCCGUCGCCUUCGCGCUCUCUCACCCGUCGCCUCCGCGCUCUCUCUCCCGUCGCCUUCGCGCUCUCUCCCGUCGCCUAACGCGCUCUCUCUCCCGUUGCCUCCGCACUCUCUCUCCCGUCGCCUUUGCGCUCUCUCUCCCGUCGCCUUUGCGCUCUCUCUCCCGUUGCCUUUGCGCUCUCUCUCCCAUCGCCUUCGCGCUCUCUCUCCCCUCGUCUUUGCACAAUCUCCCCUCCCAUCCCGUCCACUUCAUCUCCUAUCGCUCACGUCCUCCCCUCCCAUCGGCAUCGCGCUCACGUUCCCCCCUUCCCUGGCCAUCGCGCUCACGUUCCCCCCUCCCAUCGGUAUCGCGCUCACGUUCCCCCCUUCCCUGGCCAUCGCGCUCACGUUCCCCCCUCCCCUGGCCAUCGCGCUCAUUUUCCCCCCUCCCCUGGCCAUCGCGCUCACGUUCCCCCCUCCCCUGGCCAUCGCGCUCACGUUCCCCCGUCGACUCGCUAUCUCUCCCGUCGCCUCCUCUCCCCUCCCAUUCCGUCGUUCGCUUCCUUUUCCUUCCCAUCCCGUCGUUCGCUUCCUUUCCCCUCCCAUCCCGUCGUUCGCCUCCUCUCCCCUCCCAUCCCGUCGUUCGCUUCCUUUCCCCUCCCAUCCCGUCGUUCCCCUCCUCUCCCCUCCCAUCCUGUCGUUCGCCUCCUCUCCCCUCCCAUCCCGUCGUUCGCCUCAUCUCCCCUCCCAUCCCGUCGUUCGCCUCCUUUCCUCUCCCAUCCCGUCGUUCGCCUCCUCUCCCCUCCCAUCCCGUCGUUCGCUUCCUUUCCCCUCCCAUCCCGUCGUUCGCCUCCUCUCCCCUCCCAUCGCGUCGUUCGCCUCCUCUCCCCUCCCAUCCCGUCGUUCGCCUCCUCUCCCCUCACAUCCCGUCGUUCGCCUCCUCUCCCCUCCCAUCCCGUCGUUCGCCUCAUCUCCCCUCCCAUCCCGUCGUUCGCUUCCUUUCUCAGUAGCCCUCUCAACGCCAUGGCUCCUGUCCUCUGGGCGCAAGCCGACCGGCCCGCAGCCAGUGGACACUCCUUCGCGUGGCGACACCUCUUACCAGGCCCCCCGUGACGUCCCGACGCGCGGGCGCCGUAACGCCGACCGUGCGGCUUCUUCGCGCAGUCCCGAGGCUACCACGUACGACGAAGACGAGGACGAUGCAGACUACAACGAGGAGGCAUACGGCACGGACGACGACGCGGACUCCGGAGAAGAGCCUGACAAGGGCAUGUCCGACUCCGACGCGGAGAGCGACGACGACGACGCACCGGAAGAAUCGCAGCCCGCAACUCCGCCUGUUCGCCGCGAUCAUGGUAAGGCGGCACCGGGGGACAAGAGCGCCACUGUUGGCGGGGAGCCACAUCGACGCGCGCCAAAGACCCGGGAGCCCAUGCUGGUGAAGCGCAGUGUCUGGUCGCCCACGGAGAGCACGAUUCUCGUGGCCGCCCUCUGGUUCAUGAAGGAUGAGCUGGAGCCGCUUCUGGGGAAGCAGGGAUCCCAGUAUUGGGCCCGCCUCGUGCGCCACAUCGAGACCGAAAAUACCGGAUGGGCCUGCGGCGUUAACGCCGUGCAGAAACAGUGGCGCAACCUCGUCCAAAUGUACAAGCAGCUGCAGAAGGGGGACAAGGCGUCCGGCAACGGGGUGGUGUGUAAGCCGCCAUGGUGGCCGUACAUGGUGUUAUUUCAGAAUAACCGUGCAGUCGCGGCGCCGCACGCCGUCGCCGCCGGUGGUGCCACACACGUGAAUGCGCCGUGCGGUUUCGCGGUGCCGUCGACGUCCGCGCCAUGCACCUCAACGCCCACGUUCACGGCGGAGACGGCUACCAUGGCCGCGGCAAAACUUGUCUCCGACACCAUCAAGGAUUGCCACGCGGAUGCGAUGGCAAAGGUGGAGGGGCUCGUCCGCGCCUGGAUGCAGCAGGACGCCGAGAUUGCACGCGCCCGCAACCAAUCGCCGGCCCCUCCGCCACCAACCGUCAACGGAGCCCCCGCGGAUGCCGCCACACAGCCCGCAUCGGCCGCCGCCGAAGGCGACGACGGAGUCUGGUUCCGCCGCGGUGAUCACGGCGGUGGCGAAGCUACUCCGGACGAGGCCGAGGAAGUGUGGGUUCGCGGCGACGCCGUGUAA